This is a messenger RNA of Xiphophorus hellerii (green swordtail), 4689 nucleotides long. RefSeq lists its product as uncharacterized. The transcript has 6 exons. The record is from RefSeq and is a predicted model, not a curated record. Bases 1029 to 4208 code for a protein of 1059 amino acids. Gene Ontology annotation, biological process: protein ubiquitination; Notch signaling pathway. Gene Ontology annotation, molecular function: RNA binding. NCBI's taxonomy places the organism in Eukaryota, Metazoa, Chordata, Actinopteri, Cyprinodontiformes, Poeciliidae.
GGCUGGUGGAUUCCUUUAUUUUAUGUUUUUUUGAACAAAGUAACAAAUGUUUUUAUUCCUGCAGGUGUGCACGGUAUAAUACUGGUAUAAAUAAAGCAUUAAAGACAGAACAAUAAUUUAGUGUUAACUUUUCUUUUAAGAAAGUUCAUCAAGCUGGAGCUGUUGUUCAGAUUUACUAUCAAAACAAGUCAUGCUUUUUGAUUUAAAAAGAUGAUGGUGGAAACCAUAUGUUGUGGUCUGUGGAAAUACUAUACAUGUUGAGCAGUAAGAAGCUCUGAGAUUUCUAAAUCAUUAUGUUUUUCUUAUUCUGCUCUACAAAUGUAACCCUUCCCUGUGUGUCCGUAAUGCAAACAAGAAAACCAGAUUUUAAAAUGUUGGUUCCAAGAGAAAGACCUGAACUGUGAAAAAAUGUGGGUGGUUUCCAGGACCUUGUGCCAGGUGAGAUAUUACAAAAAUCGUCAUCUACAAAGCUUACUAUACCUGAAUGAAUAGUAAGAUGUCUAGGCUAUUUGUGUGCAAGCCUUUGUUUUCUAAACUUUAACACAAUUGCAAAACUGUAAUGUGAUCAAAUGAAUUCAGUCCUUUUCUGUCUUACUUUGAAUACCGAUUGGUAACAAUAUUGUUUGAUAAACAAUAUUGGUCAGAACCACUGACUGUCAUUGUUUUGCAAAAUACACUUCAUGCAAUUGUACCAACAUGAGCGUGGUGUGAUUUUAUUUUAGCGUAGCAACAAAAUUAGGACAAUAAGAAACUUUCUGAUCACAUCAUCUGCAAACUCUCCGUUUUCACUUAGUUUAAAAUUUCUCUUUUUCAUUUUAGUAGAGACGAUAAAACAGCUGAAGCACCAACAAACAUCCGGAUGAAGCAGCUCUAACUUGCUCGCAUACUCGGAGCAUCGACAUUUGGUUGCCCCCUAGUGGGAAGAAACCAAACAAAAUAUACUUAGUUUCGCUUUUCCUCCUCUUCCCGUGAAGAGUGUCGAUCUUCGAAAGUUGAGAAAAGAGACAUCAGCGUGAAACACAUGCAAGAUGGCAGAAGCGGGCAGGAUUGUCAGGGUGAGCGGGCUGCCCACGGACCUAGAAGAUGACAGGCUGAAAGACAAGUUACUCAUUCACUUUCUCAGAGCCAGGAAUGGAGGAGGGGAAAUAGACCAUGUCACGAUUGUGAAACCAACGCCUUUAUCUGCUCUCAUUACCUUUGAGGACAGUGCAGUGGCACAGAGAAUUGCUCAACAAUCUCGGCACAUUCUGGAAAUAGAUGGAAAGAAGUAUGAACUCAAUGCUUCAGAGAGCCCAGAAAGCUUGGACCCAGACCAGGUUGUCUUAAGCUUAACAGCAACGGUUGACUACAGCAGACUUCCCGGGGGAAUCAAGGCACUAAAAAACCUUCAUAAAAGUCAUCAGGAUGUCCAGAUAAAAUCCACUGCUACUGAGAUGUGUUGCACACUGUUUGGCUCAUACUGUAAAGUGCAGGCUGCUUUGGCCGAACUACUUGGUCCCAGAUUCUCAGAGAGCAAAGAAUCAGGUCCAAAUGCCUCCAGCAGGACUUGGUCAUUUCAGACAUCACAGAAGUCUCAAGUGUCAGAAGAUCAGAGCAGAGAAUCAACCAGGCAAGAGGAACACAGAGAAGUCGAAGAUGACGCUGAUGUUUCAAUAAAGGGGGAAAACUUCACUUCAAGCAGAAAUCGUGCUCUUGGUGGUGAUGACUGGGAAACUGCCAAUCACACAGAUAGCGCAGCUCAGCACUCUCCAACUGCUUUUAUAGAGGAGUCCUCUUUGAUUGUGGAUGCAGACAUGUUCCAGUAUCUGGAGAAGCACUGCAAGAAGGAAUACCAGCAAAUCCUCAGUCAGUUUGGUGUCGAGGUGGUGAAUGAAACAAAUCAAGGCCUGACAACUCUGUUUUUGCAGAUUGCUGGUACAACAGCGUUGGAAGAGGGACAAGAGAGCAUGAAACUAGCUAAACAGGCAAUAAGUCGACUUUACCAGGAAAAUGAGGCAAAGAUCUGUCGAGACCAGCUCCCUAAAACUAUAGUUCGCCCCAGAGGAGGACUGCAAAGGGCACUGGGAAACGUAAGUGCAAGAUAUCCAAAACUUCUUCUGAAUGAAGAUGAGCAGAAUAUUUACUUUAUUGGUAGCAACAAGGAUGUAGCAGAUGCCAGAUACUCUCUUCUAAUGGGCCAGGAGGAAGUUAGAAAUAAAAAGGAAGGUGUUGCCAGUCUUCUUAAUUUUCCUUCAUAUAAUUCUGGCUCAUCACCUUUUCAUGCUGAUGAGGAGCGAUUACCCCAGACUACGCCUCCUACUGAAGGACAGUUGAAUGAAAGGAUAGAUCGGCUUCAGAUAUCUGAGGAAGAUGAACAAAGAAUUGAUGGAGCAAGAAGGUAUAAGCUGGCUGCUCGGUUUAAAGACUCAGGACUUUCCGGUUUAGGCAGCUUUUCCUUCCGUCCAAAUUCAUCACCCAGCAGGCAAGCGCACCAGGAACCGAUUCUGGGGCACGAUGUGCUGUCCGGAACAACACAGACUUCUGGUGAAAGAGUUUCUAGAGCAGCAGCCCAAAAUACUGGAGGGAACAUAUUGUUCAAGACCGCGCACACAUCUUCUCCCUCUUUAUUCUCACCAAUUAAAACCUCUUUAACUACAGAUAUGAUAGAUACCCGACCAAAAGAUUUAGCAGCUCCGUUUGCUUCAAUUCCUUACAGCCUUCCAAAAAGCAGUGCACUUCUACCUUCAGGGUCUGGAUCCACUUUAAAGCGAGCCAGUAGUUUCUCAGGAACACCUCAACAGAAAGCUCAAAUCUUGGGCCAGAAGAGCCAAGACGAUUCCAGCAAACCUUCAGUCGGAGUCCGCGAGCGGUCUUCCAGCUUUAGUAGCCAGACAGUGAGGAAUAAACAGGAAGUCCAUCAUGAAGAGAUCUCAGUUUCCCAGGUUAUAUGGCAAUACAUAAAGGAGGCCUACGGCACCCGGGUGGAGGACCUCACGUCUGAUCUCCAGAUGAAAGAGAGCUCCUCUGAUGGCAAUCAGAAUUUGACUGUUAUCUUAAGAGGGGCUGAUUCGUCCAAAGUGACAUUAUGUCGGGAACGUCUACAGAAGCUUGUUGACUUAGUCAGUGGUGACUUCUCAGUUCAGGAGCUGUGCAUGUCGGAGUUGGGGGUUUCUAGUACCAAAGAUGAAACCUUACAGGCUUGUUGCUCUGAAGUGCGGAGCCGCUUCAAGAAGGUUGUUAUCCACACGAUGAAGAAAAACUUGUAUCUCGUUGGUCCAUUAGAGCUGUGCUCCCAGGUUGCUGCUACGCUGAGGGAGGUAUUUUCUAAAGAACCUGAACAGCACGACUUCUCCGACCAAUUUUUACUAUUGAAUGCAACCCAAAGCAGAAAACGAGCCCCGGACAGUACAUAUCAAUUGCUAGUAUCCCCCCAAGCUGGCAUAGUUGAAAAGAACAGCGAGAGUCAGCAAUGGAAAACAACCUAUGGUAGAGACUUUGGUGAGAAAGGGCUUGUAAAUGGAUCAAAUAGCCAAUCAUCACAGAAGAAAGAGAAAGUCUUCAAGGAAAAACAGGAUGGGAACACAGUUGAAAAGAAUCCUAUGAAUGGUGAUAAAGAGAUAACAUUACAGGCUAACCAACCAGAUGCUACAGAGCAUACACCUGCAGAGACCCAGAGCACCUCAGAGAAGUCCAGGUCAGGUCUGAACGAGCAGACCUGUUUUUGUGGGAAGGACAAGACAACAUUGGUGAGGACCAAGUGUGGAGUCACAUUGUGCCCAGAGUGCCUGGAGAAGUUGCACUCUUACUGCAAAGUCUGCAAUCAGGCAGAGCAGACAUCCCAAGGCAUCUGCGGUGAAAUGAAGAAAUCCAAACUGAGCAUGAGUUUACCAGGUCAAUACAAGGACGGCGUUAUCAAGAUCACUUACCGCAUUCCUAAUGGUAUCCAAGGGGAGGGCCAUCCAUCACCUGGAAAACCAUUUAAGGGGGCGGUAUUCGAAGCCUACCUCCCAGACAAUGAAAAUGCGAAGAAGCUGCUUCCCCGGCUGGAAAAAGCCUUCAGGGGGGGCCUCACCUUCACAGUGGCAGACAAAGGGACAGAGGCCAAGGUCGUCUGGGACUGCAUCCCACACAAAACCAGCUUAUAUGGAGGCAAAUCUGAGAAAGGGUACCCAGAUCCCACCUACUUGACACGUUUGUCCACCAUCUUGACUUCUAAAGGGAUUGCGUAGCCAUCAGUAAGCUCCAAAUUGAAAAAUUACAGAGAAGAAACUUAUACGUGUACGUUUUUAAUAUAAUUUCAACUGUAUUAGUCAUUUGUCUUUUUGUAUUAUGUUGUAAAAUGUCAGUCAUUCCUUAUUUAUCUAUGAAUGUAAAUAACAGAAUUGAGAAUGGAAAUAAUAUGUAUGUAUUUUUAGAUUUUUUUUAAACUAAUUGGUUUUUCUUUUUUUAAGAACGUGCUUGAAUCUCUGAAUGUUUAAUGUCCCGACGUCACAGUUUGGAUCAUUUCGCACAGCAUUUCUGAACCUUUAUUUUUUUUUUACCAUUUCAACUAAUUCAGUUUUUAUAUGAGUGUAUUUCUAUGGUAUGAUGUGCACGUCACUGUAAAAAUAGGCACUUUGGAGCAUUCUGUGUGGGUUUAACCACAAUACAUCUAGCUAUUUGCAAAGUUCUGCAGGGUAUAAAUAUAAAUAAAAAGAGCACAUUUCCUGA